Messenger RNA from Medicago truncatula (barrel medic), 1437 nucleotides. Its product is annotated as receptor-like protein 35. Bases 1 to 1437 code for a protein of 478 amino acids. Gene Ontology annotation, molecular function: protein binding. The transcript has 4 exons. The record is from RefSeq and is a predicted model, not a curated record. Lineage: Eukaryota; Viridiplantae; Streptophyta; Magnoliopsida; Fabales; Fabaceae.
AUGGUGCAUUUCCAGUUGGAAUUGCCUGAGUUUGAGUCUAGUUCACUCACUGAAUUAGCACUUGGUGGGACAGGUUUCUCUGGUACACUACCAGUAUCCAUUGGAAAGGUUAGUUCUUUAAUUGUCCUAGGAAUUCCAGAUUGCCGUUUCUUUGGAUUUAUUCCUUCUUCGCUUGGAAACCUCACACAACUUGAGCAGAUAAGCCUCAAAAAUAACAAAUUUAGGGGUGACCCUUCUGCAUCCUUGGCAAAUCUUACCAAGCUAAGCCUCUUGAAUGUUGGUUUCAAUGAAUUUACUAUUGAAACCUUCUCAUGGUUGGCUGAAUGCAAUUUAGUUGAGAUUCCAACAUUUAUAAGAGAUUUGGCUGAGAUGGAAUUUCUUACGUUGUCAAACAACAAUAUAACAUCGCUACCUGAAUGGUUGUGGAAAAAAGCAAGGCUAAAAAGCUUAGAUGUUUCCCAUAGUUCAUUGACAGGAGAAAUAUCCCCAUCCAUAUGCAAUCUCAAAUCACUCGUGAUGCUUGAUUUCACGUUCAACAACUUAGGUGGCAACAUUCCUUCAUGUCUAGGGAACUUUAGCCAACCUUUAGAAAGUCUGGAUCUAAAAGGUAACAAUGAAUUCCAUGGAGACGUUAGGUGCUCUGGCAACAUGACAUGCACAUUUUCCAAACUUCACAUCAUUGACCUUUCUCACAAUCAGUUCUCUGGAAGUUUUCCAACAGAAAUGAUCCAAAGUUGGAAAGCAAUGAAUACUUUCAACGCAAGUCAAUUACAGUACGAGUCUUACUCGACGUCGAACAAUGAAGGACAAUAUUUUACGUCAACAGAAAAGUUUUAUUCGCUCACAAUGUCAAACAAAGGGGUGGCCAUGGUUUACAAUAACCUUCAAAAAAUUUACAACUUAAUAGCCAUUGAUAUUUCAAGCAACAAAAUCAGUGGAGAAAUACCACAAGGCAUAGGCGAGUUGAAGGGCCUUGUUUUGCUCAACUUCUCUAAUAACCUCCUUAUUGGCAGCAUUCAAUCUUCCUUAGGGAAGCUUUCAAACCUUGAAGCACUAGAUCUUUCUGUCAACAGUCUUUCAGGGAAAAUUCCCCAACAGUUGGCACAAAUUACCUUUUUGCAGUUCUUAAAUUUGUCCUUUAACAAUCUCACAGGUCCUAUACCACAAAAUAAUCAGUUUUCUACGUUCAAAGGUGAUUCAUUUGAGGGUAAUCAAGGUCUGUGUGGGGAUCAGUUGUUGAAGAAGUGUAUAGAUCAUGGAGGUCCUUCUACCUCUGAUGACGAUGAUGAUGACGAGGAUUCAGGAUCAUUGUUUGAAUUUGAUUGGAAAAUAGUGCUUAUUGGGUAUGGAGGUGGUCUUGUUGCUGGAAUGGCAGUGGGAAGCACUUUCUUUCUGCAAGUACUUAGUUGGCUUAAAAAAAAGGAUCUUAUGAGUUGA